GAUGGGCGGCAGGGAAAGGGAGGAGCCGUCGCCUCCCUCCUCCUGACCCGAGGCAGAGCAGGAAGAGGAGGGCGUCGCCAUCUAGAUCAGCCACCCCGGAGGAGUCUCCUCCACGGUCCGGCGACCAGGGAGGAGAGAAACUACCCCCCCUUGCAGGAUCGCAGGGGGCGCAGAUGAGCGGAGAUGGCUGCGGGUCUCUGGAUCGCUUUCCUGCCUCUGGCCCAACUCCUGCUGCUGGCGGCUGUGACCCUGCAGCGCUCAGGUGCCUAUGAAAUCUCCCUUGAACGUCUUGACAACACAUCAGUUAGGAUUAAACCUGGAACGCAAGGAAGGUGUGCACUGGUUGUAGGAGGAAACAAGUCUUAUUCCGAAAGGAAAAUAACCUCUGGGCAGUGGCUUCGUUUUGAUUUUGAUUGUGAAAGGCCGCAGAAUUAUUGGGAAUUGGUGAUUGAGAGGGACAUUGAUUGUAUGAGAGGACCAUGUCCCUUUGGAGAUGUUCUGCUUCUGCCUUCUGGGUUCCUGCCCUUUAACAAGACCUUCAUAUGGGACGUUAAAGCCAGAAGAUUAGAUGGGCUUGAACUGAAGUUCUCUCCGUUCUUAAGACAAGUUCUGCCUGGAGAGACUUGCCCCGACCAAGUUCUUUACAACAUCGGCACCCUUCUUAAUACGAACAGAGUCAACAUCGGAAACUUCUGUGCAAAUGGUACUGUGUCACGAAUCAAGGUGCAAGGGGGAGUUAUUAUGACCCUGAAGCUUCCAUGGAACUCUAAUGUUCAUGUCUCUGGCUUUAAGCUUGAAGGCAGGUCUUCCAUCCAAAGAUUGUGCAUUGUUGAAUCCACAUUUCAAACAGAAGGAGAAGCAACCUUGAUAUCUGCCAACUACCCGGUGGGGUUACCAGAAAACGAACUGGUGGCCUGGCAAUUUGUCAUUCCAUUCAACUUAAGAGCACGCAUCUCUAUCCUCAACUACACCACCGCAAAAUGUGAGCGGAACUUUCAGACAGUCGAGUACCAGUUACCCGGGCAGCACCCUCAAGAGCUGACACCGAAAGAGGGGCAGUCUGUCGUUCUUGCUGGUAAUUUCAACCUCUCCAUGCAAGGCUGUAAGCAAUAUCAGCAGAACGCUGGGGCCCACAAUUUGCAUUUUAAACUUUUUGUUCAGCGCCCUGAAAAUGAAGAGAACGUAACCUACAGAGUUGACCUCAUGAGAGAGAGGGACUUAAAUCUUACAAUAUUUUCGAAGCCAACACAGCCUGGAAGUUUAUGCUUGAUCUGUAUUAAUCGUAGUAAAAAAUGUGAGACCAACGUGACUUUAGUAUCCGGUUCCAGUUACACUAUCGCCUUACUGUGUAAAAAUACAGAGAAUGUGAGGGUAACGGCUGUGCAGUCUAAAGUCUGUUGGAAUUCCAAAGCCUGCCAGAUGAGACCCUUCCAUCUGCUCGUACCGCCGUUUCUUACUGGGCUGCCAAUCUUGCUUGACACGUUUACGUGGAAACUCCAGGCCCCGGCAGACACCCUCAUAGAAAUCAGGUCUCCAGCCUCGAAACUUAAGCAACAUAUCCCAAACCAGAAUCAAGUAUGCUCUGGGGGUUAUAGUUACUCCAUUAAUGGCAGCGCCCCAGAAAAGGCGUUGCGACUCGGUGUCUUCUGCCCUGGUGGAGCUAUUGAGAAAAUUCAGAUGAAAGACAACAUCACUGUAAUGCUUAAGACGUAUGGCAGAAGGUGGAUCAGUGAGACUCUGAAACCGAACCUCACGUUGUUUUUUAUGCCCGUUAUUCAAGAAGAGUGUGUAUUCAGCGUCACUCCAGAUCCGAAAACCGAAGUUUACCUGCAGACCCCUAACUGGCUGGAAGGUCUGCCUCCUUUCACGUCUGUGUAUUGGAACAUCACCGUCCCGGCAAAACAAGUUGCGCAGCUGUCGUUCCCAAAGGACCGUAUGGGUGUUACUUGUGUACAGAGCCGGGCGAACAUCUAUAUUCAGGAACAGAGACCGAAUGCGGAAGAAACCGUGCGCCGCGAAGAUCAGAAACUACCUAAAACUCUCGAUUUGAAGCAUCAUUUCUGGGUAAACAUCACUAACUGUAAGCCGGCGACCAAUCAACAACUGAGCAUGCAGUUCAGGGUGAAGUUUGUUCAGAAGAAAGCAGGUUUGGCAGUCAUAAUUGGCGUUGUGAUUGGCGGACUCGCACUGCUUUCAGCUAUCGGGCUUGCCAUAUUCUGCACUAAGAGGAAGAAAAAAAAACAGGAAAACCAGACUCCACCCAUAGGAGUGUAUAACGGUAACGUCAACACCCAGUUGCCUGGAAAGCAGGGCAUAUUCAAAAAGAGGAAAAAGAACGAGUCUCAUAUCUAUGCAGUUAUUGAUGACACCAUGGUUUAUGGGCACUUGCUGGACGACUCUAUGAAACCGGAAAAUGCCGAAAUAGGCGUGUACCAGCCUUUUACCGGGCCAGUGAGUACGGCCCCUUCCCCGCCUCCGAUCAGGAAAAUAUCCAAAGUGCCCAGCAUGGAGGAAUCCUCUUUCACGAUAUUGACUGACAGUGAGAUCUAUACCUUUGCACAACGCAAACCGGAAGAACUCCAGGCCAAUGGUGACGUGACUUCGAGUGGUAAUGGAGAUGUCGGCAAGUCCUUGCUUGAGGAAAACGAACAGGAAAAUUCAGAGCUCUAAUGUUUAUGCGACGGUUCAGAUAAGAAACGAAAUCUUGCACCCAUUUUCCCGUGAUUUACCUUUUUCAAAAAUAAUAAUGAUGAAAACAAAAUACUUUGGUUGCUGCAGCUCUGUUCCGGUUUUCGAAUGAACAUGCUCAGACAGUGUAUUUGCGUAGCAUGUUUUGCAGGGAUACAAGUAACUUUGAACAUGGAAAAGGACAGCGAGGCUGUAUUUUCAGUCGUCGUAAUAGCAGACCUGUGUUUUUUAAAAGGCAAGAAGAGAUUGGAGCUUAAACGAAGCUGGAGAACUAGGUUGCCAAAAAUAUCUUCCUGUGUUUCUUGUGAAGAUUUCAGCCAUACUACAGAAUAAAAAAUGCGGGUGUGCAGAAUGGCAUAGUCUGAAGAUGGUUUUUUCACACAGUAGCCUUGUCAUAGGAAUAUGACUUUUAUUAUUCACGUGGAUUCUCUUCCUUGGAUGGGACGAGGAUUACACCAGUCCUUGAACGGACAAUGCCUACAACAACUGAACAGCAAAAGUUAUUGUGCUGUUUGUGAAAAAGUAUUCCCCUUCUCUUUUCAAUCAGUUGUAUGGUGUGUGUAUGUAUAUAUAGUUCAGGACAUUUCAUUUUCUUUCCUUUUUCAUCUAUAAUUUUGUUGUGAUUGUCCUCCAGUGGUGUUUUUAAAACUAAGACCAGUGUGUCGUCCAGGUUCUUUUUUAUUUUUAUUUAAAUAAAAACAAUUAUUUAAUUUUUAUUCAUGCAUAUAACAUAGCAGUUUCCACUUCGCCAGCAAAUAUGCAAAUGAUAUAAUAUUGCCAAAGUUCCUGUGCAAAGAAAUGAUUAGUUCAGCACGAAUGAGGCUGCUAAUCUGCGCAACCCUUAUGGUGCAAAAACGAUAGACUUCAGUGUAAAAAAUUCAAAAUUAUUUAUGGGCUUGACCUUGAUGGAUGUUUGAACAAUGUUAUGCUCUGAACACACGUGAAAAUAUGCAACUUUUAUGCAUAUGUUCAACCAGUGGCUAAGUCCUUGCCUUCAAAUAUAUAAGAACAAGGAAGACAACAAUGCCAUUUUCAUGGCCUGUACAAUUCUGGUUUUUGGCAAAAUAAAUUGCCCCAAACCUAUGUAUUCAAGUGCCUAAUUUUGUGGGUAGGUGAGCCGCUUUGUGGAACAUAAAUAAUUUUUGCACACUGUGCUAGACUUCCAGAGAGGCGCCAGCUGGCUUAGUGUGAAUUAACUCUUGCAAAGUGAUGAUUAAACAGAAUGCAAGUUAAGAAAGGAUGGAAGGGGAAAGUUUGCAUUUUUUUUGAUGACAUAACACUAUGUCACUUGACUGAAUACGAUUGCCGUACGCAGGCUUCACUCAGAAAUAUUCAGUAGUUAAUACAAUGUGGGGAAACAUUUCCACUGGGCUUUGUGGCAGCUACUUGACAUUAGCAUUUCAUCUUUGUACAUAAGUGUUUGACUGUUGUGCAAGGCCUCUUGCAGAACUCCCAUUUACCUCAGCAGUUCUUGAGCAAGGGCUGCUUCUGGCAGCGUGUGUCUGUGGGCGUGCGCGUGCAUCAUACGCAGAGUUUUAACUAGUCACAGAAAACGGAUAAUAGUUAAAAUCCAGAAGGCUGUUUGGUGAUGUUGUGCGAGAGCAAUGGGGCUUCCUAGGGCUUCCUUCCCCAAAGAAGCUGCCUUAAAAAGUUCAAGUUGCUCCUGAGACUCAGGUGAAAUAUCAGCAGUGACUUCUGUGCUGGCAAAAACGAGCAGCGCCUUGUAGUUUUACAAAGAACUUUUCUGGAUUCCUUCCAAGUAACGCAUUCAGCAAAUUUUGUGCCGCCAUAUAAAUUUGUACCACCCAGUUCUUUUCACUCUGUCGUUUAAAUGUGUAUCAGUUGAAGCCAGUAACUCCAGUUUCCAUCAUUAGCAUUUAAUUUUCACAUCAAUAGUACUUCUAGUCUGUGUAUUGGCUCUCGUCACUUAAAUUACAUACAGUAGUCAGGAUUUCUUUUUGCAGUUCAUUCCAUGGUCUGUGUGAAAUAUCUUGGCCUCGUGUUCACUGUUGGGCACCUCCCAUUGCACGGUUGUGAAAUGGAUGAGGCUUGGGUCUCCGUAAACAUCAUUUUUGUAUGCAUAUAUCAUACGAAUUUGUCCUGGAAGGUUGGGCCUAUUUUAUAAAUGGGAAAGUAUGUUAUGACACUGGGCAUUGUCUCGCUAAAGUUGCGUAAAACCUCGUUUCCUGGCAGUACGACUAUUUCCAAAAUGAUUCCCACCCACCCCUCAGAUAGAGUUGUAUUUCUUGUAGCCUCUGUGAAUGCAGAACACUAUGCAAUAAAACCUUCAUGAGAAUUGCAGGCUCAGACUGGAGUUGCAUAAUUAUCCCCCAAGUUAUUUGUUUUGAUGCCACUAUUUCUAUAUGCCGCUCAAUAACUUAUUCACUGUAUAGUCCUCUUUUUUUUAAUGCUGCAUUUGAAGUGUUGUCUUACAAGAUGCUGUCAUUGUAAAUAUUUGUGACACCUUUGUACCUGACUGAAAUCCACAGUGUUCCUGUUCCACAGACUUAAAAUGCUGUAAUUUUUAAAUUCCAGGCUGUUUUUUUAAAAAAUAAUAAUAAAAAAUGCAUUUUCUGUGUUUAACAGAGAGGGA
Podarcis muralis (Common wall lizard) is the source of this 5281-nucleotide messenger RNA. RefSeq names its product CUB domain containing protein 1 (gene CDCP1). The record is from RefSeq and is a predicted model, not a curated record. NCBI's taxonomy places the organism in Eukaryota, Metazoa, Chordata, Lepidosauria, Squamata, Lacertidae.